This is a messenger RNA of Cyprinus carpio (common carp), 2010 nucleotides long. RefSeq names its product RNA-binding protein, mRNA-processing factor 2a-like. The transcript is spliced from 8 exons. Gene Ontology annotation, molecular function: mRNA binding; protein homodimerization activity. The record is from RefSeq and is a predicted model, not a curated record. Gene Ontology annotation, biological process: negative regulation of smooth muscle cell differentiation. Bases 364 to 963 code for a protein of 199 amino acids. NCBI's taxonomy places the organism in Eukaryota, Metazoa, Chordata, Actinopteri, Cypriniformes, Cyprinidae.
CACUCGAGCCUGCCCCAUCUCUCUUGAUGACCUAAUUGGCGAGCAGGUCAACUAUGGAACAGGUUUUACCAAUGAGCUCUGCUUUCUUUGAAAUUUAACAUUUAAAACGAGGUAAAUGUGAGGUGGCACCGCCAUUUCUCCUUUUUUUCUUCUAUCCCACCCCUCCACGCACUGCACUUCUUUUCACCUAGUCACCUAGGCGUCUUCGGGUCACCUGCCACUUUUGACACGACCUCAGUGUUCCUGCACAAGUUCUGCUGAGUCCCGCACGGAUCGCCAUCAGGAUCCAGUCGCACUUUAGGACGCGGAAAAAAACCCGAAACUUCUGCCGGUCCUUCUGGGUGUCUCAAGUUUACGCACAAGAUGAGUAUCAAGUCUGACUCCGAGCCAAACAACAACGUCUCUAUUGAAGAAGAGGUACGAACUCUAUUUGUCAGUGGUCUGCCGACAGAUAUCAAACCUCGUGAGCUCUAUCUGCUAUUUCGACCAUUUAAGGGUUAUGAGGGUUCACUUAUAAAGUUAACAUCAAAGCAGCCUGUUGGGUUUGUAACCUUUGAUAGUCGUUCCGGCGCUGAAGCGGCAAAAAAUGCAUUAAAUGGGGUUCGAUUUGACCCUGAAAACCCGCAGACCCUCCGGUUAGAGUUUGCUAAGGCCAACACGAAGAUGGCAAAGAGUAAGCUGAUGGGCACUCCAAAUCCCACAAAUAUCCACCCAGCUCUAGGAGCGCACUUCAUAGCACGGGACCCAUAUGACUUGACAGGGGCAACAUUGAUCCCAGCGUCUCCAGAGGCCUGGUCUCCUUACCCCCUCUAUACCACGGAGCUCAGCCCUGGCCUGCCCCACACAGCUUUCACCUACCCAGCAGCGGCGGCUGCAGCAGCUGCACUUCAUGCUCAGAUGCGCUGGUAUCCCUCCACAUCAGACUCAUCUCAGCCUGGAUGGAAAUCACGGCAAUUCUGUUAAUGCGUGUUGGUUUCUCUCUUCAAAUGGCAUCUUCCAGCUCCUGUUUAAAAUCAGUCCAGUUAAUUUGAACUUCUGGUUUUUGGAUGUAUUAACUCCUUUGAAAUUUGGCCAUAAAGAGAUUAAAUUUGAGUUUGUAUUGCUCAUUGAGCUUAUAUUGAAGUCAUUGCCAAUAGCACAAAAAUGAGAGGCAUAUAAAUCAUACAGUAGACCUUAGAGGUUGCUAAUGGAUGAGCCCCUUGAACUUAUCUAAUGGAUGCUAAUGGAUGAGCCCCUUGAACCCCCCCCCCCAUUGAAGAAUUUAAGAAUGGGGUUUUUUUUUUUUUUUACUUAUUCAUUCAUUGAGAUUUGCUCUGGGUUGAAGUAAAAUGAGACUAUCAACUGAAGCUGAUAUUGAGCAUGUUGGUUUUGGCAUGAAGUGUUGCUCGGUGCGUCAUUGUAGUGUAUUUGUUGCUUCCAUGACCGGUGUAACCUUGUCAUUUUGUCUUUAGUAGCUUGGUCAUUGAAGUUGCUCUGUUAUGUACAAAACUAUGGCCAACUCAUUUUGGGUAAUGUUAUGUCCAGACAGAUGGUUUCCCUUGCUAGAUUCCACUUUAACACAUCACAGAUGGUCUGAUGACUUUACAAAAUGACACAUUCUCAAUCUAGAGUGUGUAUCUGGGGAAAGAAGAGUUUUGUGCAAUUGAAAUUAGUAAUCUGUAUAAUUUAUUGGUAACUCUUUCUUUGUGGUGUUUGUUUUUGUAUCAAUGUCCUUCAUAGCAUUUUCAGAGGUUAAGUUGUAAUUUUCUUUUUUUUUUCUUUUUUUUGUUUAGACUGUGUCAGUGCGGCACAAAACUAACAGUAUAUGGACAGCAAGUUUGCUGCUAACAUGAAAUUGCUGUUUCAAGUUAAUACUCUGAAUAUAAAGAGAUGCUACAAUGGUGCAUGAUUUUUAAUGUGGGUGUAGUAAUGGUUAAUUCAGACAUUAGAAGUGUAUUUGUAAAAAAAAAAGUGUUUGGUGUACAAAAAUACUACUGUAUGAUAUAGUAUUAAAAUGGGAAUGCAUUAAAA